AUGCUUAUGGACUCUGCGGCUUGUUUUCAGUACCAUGAUAGGCGCUUCUCGGCCAUCGUUGGACCGACACCGACAAUUCAGCUUCUGGUAGAGCAUGAAGCUUACCCUUUCGCCCACGAGGCUGGAGUCUUCUGCCCCGAGAGCAACAGUCUCUAUAUCACAAGCAACCGAUGUACUGGGCCCAACAAUGAACAAAAGGUCUAUAUCACUCGAGUGGACUUGAAUCAUUCACCUUCGACAUAUGAACGAAUUGUGACAGAUAUUCCUAUGGCCAAUGGAGGCAUAAACUACGGUCAAAACGAUAUUCUCUUCUGCCCGCAAGGCUCCAUGAGGCAGCCGAGCGGUUUGUAUCGUAUGUCAACACUGUCACACGAAUCAGAGAUUUUGAAGAGCGACUUCUUCGGUCGGCAGUUUAAUUCAGUCAAUGAUGUGGUCGUACACACAGAUGGCUCAGUCUGGUUCACGGAUCCCAUUUAUGGGUUUGAGCAGGGAUAUCGGCCACCCCCACAGUUGCCAAAUCAAGUCUAUCGAUGGUGCCCAAAUAGUGGUAGUAUCCGAGUCAUUGCCGAUGGAUUUGGAAGACCAAAUGGUAUCUGUUUCUCGCCAGAUGAGAAGAUCGUUUACAUCACCGAUACUGAUCGGGUCCACGGUGACGGGACCAUCGAUGAUCAACGAGUAUCUUCAAUUUAUGCCUUCGAUAUGUCUGAUUACGAAGGAGAAGUGUUUCUCACAAAUCGACGCAUUUUUGCUAUGGCGGACCAAGGCAUCCCAGACGGUAUCAAAUGCGACCUUGAAGGCAAUGUGUACAGUGGUUGCGGGGAUGGUAUCAACGUAUGGUCUACCGGUGGCGUUCUUCUAGGAAGGAUCCUUAUUGAAGGUGGCGUUGCAAACUUUUGCUUCGGAAGAAGUGGAGAGAUGUUUGCUUUGAACGAACACCGGCUUUGGAGAGUUCGGCUAGGCGGGGCUGUGAGGGGGGCACUGCUCGGAUUAUAA
Molecule: messenger RNA, 993 nt
Organism: Penicillium brevicompactum
Lineage: Eukaryota; Fungi; Ascomycota; Eurotiomycetes; Eurotiales; Aspergillaceae
Product: SMP-30/gluconolactonase/LRE family protein
Exons: 2
Coding region: 1-993 (330 amino acids)
Source: RefSeq, a predicted model, not a curated record